Molecule: messenger RNA, 2598 nt
Organism: Magnolia sinica
Lineage: Eukaryota; Viridiplantae; Streptophyta; Magnoliopsida; Magnoliales; Magnoliaceae
Product: probable ethylene response sensor 1
Exons: 6
Coding region: 243-2135 (630 amino acids)
Biological process (GO): phosphorylation; signal transduction
Cellular component (GO): endoplasmic reticulum
Molecular function (GO): ethylene binding; ethylene receptor activity; phosphorelay sensor kinase activity
Source: RefSeq, a predicted model, not a curated record
UUGUCCGUGAAGGAGAGAGUGCGGGGAUAUUUACUAGUGUUUUGCCUUUUUCAGCAGGUGAGAGACUUUUUGAGUCUUGGGCUGCGUGAAGUAGGUGAAGCACCAACAGCAGCUUCGCCUUCAUCUUCACGCCCAUGUACAGAUACAUCCACCAUUCUCGAUCGUGCCCUGAAAUUCCUCGUCAUCUUCUUCCAUGCUCGGGAAUUUAGGAUCAAGGUACCUGUUGAUGUGAUUGUUUGAAGAUGGAGGCUUGUGACUGCAUUGAGCCACUAUGGUCUCCUGAUGAGCUUUUGGUGAAAUAUCAGUAUUUGUCGGACUUCUUCAUUGCCCUUGCUUAUUUCUCCAUUCCUCUUGAGCUUGUUUACUUUGUAAAGAAAUCUGCCUUCUUCCCAUAUCGAUGGGUGCUAAUGCAGUUUGGGGCAUUUAUUGUUCUAUGCGGGGCUACUCACCUAAUAAACUUGUGGACUUUCACCAUGCAUUCAAAGACUGUUGCACUGGUAAUGACUGUUGCAAAAGUAUCUACGGCUGUUGUAUCAUGUGCGACGGCUCUCAUGCUUGUUCACAUCAUUCCGGAUUUGUUAAGCGUGAAAACAAGGGAGCUGUUUUUGAAGAAUAAGGCCGAAGAACUAGAUAGGGAGAUGGGUCUUAUACGUACACAAGAAGAAACAGGCAGACAUGUUAGGAUGCUGACACAUGAGAUCCGAAGCACGCUUGACAGGCAUACCAUAUUGAAGACUACUCUUGUCGAGCUGGGCAGGACUUUGGGUUUGGAAGAGUGUGCUCUAUGGAUGCCAUCGCGUACUGGUUUGAAUCUCCAGCUCUCUCACACCCUGCGUCAUCAAGUACCUCUUGGAUCCACCGUGUCUAUUCAACUUCCUGUUGUCAACCAAGUCUUCAGUAGCAACCGUGCAAUAAGAAUUCCGCACACAUGUCCAUUGGCAAGGAUUCGACAUAUUACAGGAAGAUAUGUGCCACCGGAGGUUGUUGCUGUGCGAGUACCACUCCUGCAUCUUUCAAAUUUCCAAACUAAUGAUUGGCCUGAGCUCUCUACAAAAGGUUAUGCGGUGAUGGUUUUGAUGCUUCCCUCAGACAGUGCAAGAAAAUGGCAUGUUCAUGAACUGGAACUCGUUGAAGUGGUUGCAGACCAGGUAGCUGUUGCUCUUUCUCAUGCUUCUAUUUUAGAAGAGUCCAUGCGGGCACGUGAUCUGCUGAUGGAACAGAACGUUGCCCUAGAUUUAGCUCGACGAGAUGCUGAAAUGGCCAUCUGUGCCCGUAACGAUUUUCUUGCUGUUAUGAACCAUGAAAUGCGGACUCCAAUGCAUGCAAUUAUUGCUUUGUCCUCCCUACUUCUAGAAACUGAGCUAACACCCGAACAACGUGUCAUGGUAGAGACAGUUUUAAAGAGUAGCAACCUUCUCGCGACACUAAUUAAUGAUGUUUUAGAUCUUUCAAAGCUUGAAGAUGGUAGCCUGGAGCUAGAUAUCGGAACAUUCAACGUUCAUGCAGUUUUCAGAGAGGUCAUUAAUUUGAUAAAGCCCAUUGCAGCUGUGAAGAAGCUGUCAGUGUCACUGAUGUUGGCACCAGAUGUACCAGUGCAUGCCAUUGGUGAUGAAAAACGACUCAUGCAGAUUAUUCUAAAUGUUGCUGGUAAUGCUGUGAAGUUCACAAAGGAGGGAUAUGUUUCACUUACGGCUUGUGUUGCAAAGCCAGAGAUGUUGAGAGACCCACGAGCUCCUGAAUUCUAUCCAGUGUCAAGUGAUGGUCGAUUUUACCUACGAGUGCAGGUUAAGGAUUCUGGUUGCGGAGUUAGUCCUCAAGAUAUUCCUCAUCUUUUUACCAAAUUUGCACAGUCACGAAGUGGAACAAAUAGAAAUCAAGGUGGAACAGGGCUUGGUCUCGCAAUUUGUAAAAGGUUCGUAAGUCUUAUGGAAGGUCAUAUUUGGCUUGAAAGCGAGGGCUUGGGCAAGGGAUGCACUGCGGCAUUUGUUGUGAAGCUUGGGAUAAAAAACAAUUCAAAUGAACAGGUGCCAAGGGCCCGACCAAAUUACAUCACAGAUCUUUCAGGACCAAAUGCUCGUUUUAGAGAAGACAUUGGGGUAAUUUCUACUCAACCUCGAUAUCAGCGAAGUCUUUAGAUGGCCACAGAAUGUUCUAGCAUUUUGGAAUCUCAUACCCAAGAUGAUUUCACAAUCUCGAACCAGUUUUGAUAUGGUUCAAGGCUAAAACAGGCUGCAAAAUUGCUUGGUCCACACUUCCAAUGCGAAGGAUCAGAUCAACUUGCCAACUGGAACUAGAUGAGGAUUUAUGUUCUUGUAAGAAGGGGCUUUGACUUUCCAAAGAAUGGUGAAUCAGAAGCAAGGCAUCAUUUGAAUGUAUGGUUAUUCAAAACGUGUCAUUUGAAUGUCUUAUAUUUUAUAAUUAGAGGAAAUAUUUAUUGUUGGUGAAAUUGGGAAGCAUUUCUCGCAGCAGUGAGAAGCCAUGAUAAUGAUGGUGAUGUGUGAAAACCCAAAUGCUGUAGUUAAACCUCUUUACUGAUGAGCUUUUGCUAUAAUCUUAAAAAUGGGAAUAAAAUCAAACCUUUUGGUGUUUUUGGGUCCA